Trypanosoma theileri is the source of this 8607-nucleotide messenger RNA. RefSeq lists its product as uncharacterized. The record is from RefSeq and is a predicted model, not a curated record. Gene Ontology annotation, biological process: fermentation. The transcript has a single exon. The annotation marks the transcript as partial. Gene Ontology annotation, cellular component: membrane. NCBI's taxonomy places the organism in Eukaryota, Euglenozoa, Kinetoplastea, Trypanosomatida, Trypanosomatidae.
AUUUAUUCACCGGGGAUUGUGGAGAGAAGAUCUACUGCUGCUGUCGCUGCUGAUGUACGUGAAGCUCUACAGCGAUAUCUUGCACUUGAUGGGGCAGUUGUACAAACACCCUUCUCUGAAUUGGUGCCUGAGGCGGUGGCGACACGCUUCCAUGAGUAUCUAGAGUCUUUUGCUGCGGCGAGUGAUAAGGGGAAGGACUACGCCGUUGUUACUACGCUUGCCUCCGUUAGUCGUGGGUCUGGGUGUGUACGAAUAGGGCCAGAUAGUUACUUGGAGUUGCAAUUACCCCACGGUGUACAAUUUGCUGCAUCAACACUGAAUGAUACCAAUUCCAACUCCCGACAGAGUCUUGCUGUGCGUUCUAUUGCUCUUCGUGGGUUUUGCCGACAGGAUUCAAAUGAGUUUGGUAAGAGUAGUGAUGACUUUUCGGAAGUAUUCUGCAUUGAAACAUCACUUCGGGUAAGGCAAUACACCGCGUAUCCAUUUGAUGGUGGUCUUGAGGCACAUCUUGAGAAACAACGUCAAUUUGUGGAAAUGAAUGACUUGCAACGGGGAUUCUCUUCGGAAUUCCAACAUGCACCGGAGUCUCCUGUUCGAAGAGGUUAUAUGUCUGAACCACAAACGGCGCCACAGACAAGGAAACCUUUGACUUCUAGCAGUUCAGAUGAACAAAAUUUACGCCAUGAAGAGAGAGAGCAGCAAGAGCAGGUGCGUGAGAUAUCACCGUUGUCAUCGUCACCGCAGAUACAUCAUUCACAAGACAAGGAUGCCCCUCGAGAAGUAGAAAAAUUUGAGCAAAACAUAUUGUUGCUGCAUCAGCGUGAUAAUAAAUUGGAGAAGAAAGACUCUUGUAGUUUGUCAGAUUCACCUACUCAGAACCCCUUACUAUCUGCUACAGGUAUUAAUAAUAACACCACUCAUAGAUUUUUAACUUGUGUUUCUGCAACUGAUUUGAGUGCCACUGGACUAGACAUGGAAGAAGAAGAAGAAGAGGAGGAAGAGGAGACUCCAGAGAAUCUUGAUAAUGCGAGUAAUGAGAGCUGCUAUAUUGGAAAUGAUGCAUUUGCGGCUCCAGCCAUAGAUUCUGAACCCGUGUCUAAGGCAUCAGUUGGGGCUGAAGAUGAUAGUCUUGUGAUGCGUCCAUCUGAAUCAUUUUCAUCGUUCCUACGUCCAUUCUUUCUACACUCGCUUGGAGGUGAUGAGAAUGUAUGGCUCAAAUACAAUAAACCGUCACUCUCUGGAGUUCGAGGUCCCCGUGAUCGGACGUACUUUAACGCAGCGAUUCCCUCGACGGUUUUUUUUGCCGCUAUGGAACCCCACCAGUCACCGCAGUUCCGCAUGGCGCAAGAUGAAACUAAGUUUGUUCAAAGGAGCGGCAUAAAUAUCAAUAACCAUGACGAUGGGGACGAUGAAGAGGCGGAUAUAUGGGCGCUUCGUCGCACAGAUAAUAGUAAGCGGUCACAGGAGGGAUCCACAUCAAAGCAUUUACAUGUAGAGGCUGUAUCACCAUUGAUCGCACUGGUAACACCACAGUUUGUACGAAAAAUAUGUUUUGAUGCCGAGAUGAGGUUUCUCGCACUAGUGCGACACUACCAACGACCACCCGCCACACCUUCCGGCGAUGUUAGUGUUGUUGGAACCAGUGAGGCUGAUCGCACCGGGGGAUUUACACAACAAAUGCAGCAUGGAAAGCGGCGGGGUAUUCAUAAGAAGGAUCUAAGCAAAAAUCGUGUUCAUCAAAAACGAUGGUUAUCGGCAGUUCGAAUUAUUAGUGUUAUUCUUCCGUGUAUUGAGGUCAAAGUACUUACAGAACUCCCUGUACCACCCGAAAAUAUGGCACCCAACACAACUUGUAAUGGAGUCUAUACAACAAUGCUUGGCGUUCGAUCAUUUCAGUUUGUCAUGCAACGAACUGUUCCUCCAGCACACGCUGCUAUGAAUGUUGAGAAAACUGUCAUUUCUGCUUCUGUCACACUCUCUUCUCUGGCUAUUAUUACACAGGUGGAGUAUGAGCCUGGAAUUCGGCAUGGAAAUCUACACAUAAAAAUUCCAGGAGUUGUGUAUGAUGAUGAAAAAGACACUCUUGCUGUAGCAUAUCUCACCUCAUUCUGUGGACGAGGAAGACGUACCACUUCGCAAGGCAUGCAGAAUGGCAGUUGUCACAUAACUGUAGACACCAUGGCUUUCCAUAUUACAUGUGAUUUUUUUCACUACGUACGGUCAAUGAAGGCAUUGUUUGAGCAGCUACAAAAAAUGCGCCACUCACAGAACCAAGAGGGCAUUUCUUAUUCUGAUUUGCAAGAAUCAAUCAAUAUUUUCCAUCAACGCGGGAAUAGCAUGCGUGAUUUUGUGUUUCCAAGACUCUCACAACAGUCAGAAUACCCUUUUUUAUCAACAGACUAUGGUAUAGAGGCCAAUCUAAUCCUACAAGGUGUAGCUUCCAUCAACUGUGUGCGGAUCGAACUUUUUGACGUUACUCGUGAGGGCAAAUACCUGCAGGUUUCCACCGAUCGUCCGAGUUUUAUUGAAAUAAAGCGUCCUUCCGCCAAGUUUCUUGCAAAGGUACCAAUGAAGGGUAAAGGUGAGGGUGGGAUACAUAUUGCAGACAACAGAAAAUCCCCAUUUGCUUCAAGACCCUCUGCAUUAUGGGGUGCAUUCUCAGCUGAAGAUGUCAACCGCCCCGUAUUACCACCAGAGCGACAUCGAAAACAACGGCGAGACGCACAGGUUAACUUUAUUGGGGAGGUGGACUCUUUACUAAUAAAGUGUUAUCCGUCUUUACUUCAUAUAUUUGGUGCAGCGAAAGAGAAGUCAUUAGGUGUACUACCCCCAAGUAAUAGGAGGAGGAGCUCGCUACAGGGUUUCCCAACCGCUGUACAUGAGCUUCUAAAUCUUUCUGAAAUGAAUGCAUCUGGUGGUGGAAUUGGAGUUGUAUUUGUGGGAAGCUUCACUUUACAUCAGCUGGAUGUAUCGAUGCUAUAUUCAGAGUUAAAUUUCAUGCAGUUUAAAGGGUCAAAGAUAACUGGAUGUGGUGAGUCUCGCACGGAACAUGUGAGUUCACGAGAGUGUGUUCAGACACAUGUUCUUACUGCAGCGAUUUCUGAAAAAAUUCGGGAAAAGUUACGCCAAUUGGCAAAAAGGGCACGAGAACGUGCUCCUAAGAGCCGUUGCGCCGCUCCUCCCUCUGUUACACCACAACUUCAUUUAAAGAGUAGCGCUGUUUUCUUCGCAGAGACAAUAUUCCUUCAGUAUGUUGCCGAUGUGAUUGUGCCAGGUACUACCACUAGUAGUGAAAGCACCACUUUGAAUACACUUCGAAGUCAAGAAGAGUCAAGUGUCUUUAUUGCAGUUGUCAAGAAUAUGGCUCUGGGAAUACACAAAGCGAGCCAAAACGUUUGUUUCAGUGGCGAUCGAGACUCCAAAGAUUAUUCAGAGAAAGAUUUUAAGGUGGGCCGUGAAGGAGAGCAAAUAAAUCUUCAAAUAGAUGUUGGAAAAAUUACGGUAUCAUCACCAUAUCGUCCCCAGGCUACUGAGACAGUACGGCCGCAACUGCAUGAAUGGUUGCAAGGUUGGAUGGAUGCGAGAAAGAUUUUACAAGCGAUGCGAGAUGCUCGAGCAACAUCUACUCAUGAGGGUUAUUUCUCCUUGUCAGAAAAUUCAGCGAAAAGAAUGCACGCAUGGUUUUGUGCAAUGCAGAUACAUGAUGUUCGUGUGAAAAAUGAUUUGCCCCAGGGUAUUACUUUGGAACUGUAUAUUCCUCUUGUUUCAGCCUUUUUAAAUGCCUCUUCCGAUCAGCGUUUAGCACUCAAGACACAUUUUCAUCCCUUCACACUGACUUCCAAAAGUUCUUCAAUGGGACACCAUGCUGUUGAGUUGCCAAGUGUUUAUAUUAUCUACGCCAAAGAUGAGGUUAGACAGACAGGUACGUGUUUGAUGCAGAGUGUUGAAUUUCAUGUGUCACCAAUUAUUAUUACUCAUGUGUUGUUAAUUAUGGAGAGACUUGUAGCGGUACGUGAGGCAUUAUUAAAUCCAAUUAGUGUAGAAGAAGAAGAAAACAGAGGUCCUACAAAGUUUCAGAUACCAAAACAAAUACAGUCAAAUGUUCCUUUGGCGAAGAGAAGUCACUUUUUGUUUCUUCUUGCAGGACUUCGAAUGUCGUACCUUACAUCCAUGACGAACCUACGCUUUUCCAUACGUAGACUUAGCGUGAUGACGGAUAAGGUCUCUUGUGGUAAGCAGCUAAAAACGGAUAUAGUGGCAAAUGUCUCUAAUGCACAAGUUGCACUUGUAGAUCGUGAUGAUUAUGAUCAACUACAAGCUGCGUUGCGUCAGGCUGCAAUGCACACUCGUAGCGAAUCCUCCGUGCCUAGUACAAAGGCAGCACUGUUUGUUCACCGUCCCGCCUUUGCACAAACUAGUGAAUUACCACAAGCAGUUCGUCCACUGAGCGGUUUUAUUUGGGGUCUUUUUGAAGCCUCAUUUUCCCUUUCAAGGCGUAUGAGUGAUAUAAAUGAGCUACGCGCAGCACUAGAGGACCUCCUCGCUAACUCACCGGUAUCACCUGUGGAUUUACGUGAGUUAAAUAAACUUGGGAGUACUGCCACACGAUGGAACAUAUCAGUCACUUCACCACUUAUUAUUGCUCGAAUCGGGUUAAUCUCACUGUUACAACGAUCCAUUGAUGAGACCAAAGACCUUGUGGAAAAAAUUAGGUUUGCGGCACAGCAAGAGGGUCGUUUGUUCCAUAGACAACUAACGAAGUCAGCGGCGUACCGACGACUUGUGCGAGUGCGUAAACAGAUGGAGGCUGUUAAGAGAAAGUCAAAAAGGUUGAAUAUUGAGCGUCUCAGAAAUCUUACUGCACAGAUGAUGCCUAAGAGCGGCUCGACAUUUCAGCGACGCUCUUCGUUAUCCUCACCUGGCGAUACUACAGUUCGUGAUUCUAUGGAGGAAGAUCUUUUAAAUGCUACCUCUGACAACAAGUUUGUUGCAACAGUGUCAAAUUUUCUCGUCGUUAUGCCCUUCGGGGAUGCCGCAUAUCGCAGCAUUUUGGAAGAAUUACCAGACGUAUAUGUGAAUGGACGUGGUGAUCCUGUGCUGAACCGCAAGAAAUUUAUUCCCACUAUGGCAUUAAAGAUGAAGGUGGAAAAAAUUACAUUUAUAUGUGGACUUCUUAAGACGCAACGAUGCGUGCCUGUGAUUCCACCUACACUUAAAAACAAUUCCGCUGUAUUUCUUAGAGAAAUAGAUGAACCUUCCAGCACAAAGUUAAAAUAUACAGCUCACUUUGUGCUGGAUGAUGCGAACUUGUACUUUAGUGAUGGCUCACCUAUUAAUUUGGACUCUUCAGCAAGAGAAUUGCUUGGUACAACACAUAUACUUGGAGGCCUCGGUAUCCUCACCAGCUCCGACCGUGAGGAGUAUCGUUACUCUUUGUCAAAGUUAUAUUUGAACUCUAUUGAUAUUCCGCUUCAUAUUACUAAGCAAGGGAAUGAGGUGAAGAUAGGUGCCAUUGCAGAAAUGAGUGCUCCUAGGGUCAGUCUUUCAACACGUGUUGUGAGUAUUCUUAGCCAGCUUAUUCAGGAAAUACCAUUAAAAGCAUUCCCUCCUUUUUCCCAACAACGUGCAGCAGCUAACGCGACGAGUGAUGGCACUAUCACCACCACAGUAUCGUCAGCAACCGUAAGAGGAGCAAGUGUAGAGUCGGAUUUUUAUGUUGACCCAGUGGCUUUAUUAGAAGAACCGCAAUCGAUAGAUAAAAAGACCCCAUUAUUAUACUCCUUUGACGUAACGGCACGACUUGAUCGUGGUGAAGUGAUCAUUUACUCUGUCCAAAAGGAUUCUACUACUGGGGCCCCUGUAUCUUCGCAAAUAGGAGAUCCUUUAACGAGUAAAAACGCACGCUUAAAUCGGAGACGUGUGAGGUUCUCUUUUGUUUCGGAUAAAAAUGGGAAUGUCUUUCCUUCUACCCCUGCUGGUACUGCUGCUGGUGUAUCACAAAAAGGAAGUCCCAUGGCGGCACUUCUUACAAUACCAAUUCCUGACAUUACCGCGCGGGUCGUAGUAACAUUUGGUGGUAGUAUGAGUGAUGAGGAGCAAACAAUCAUUCUUGUGGAAAUGCGGGCAAGGACUAUAGAGAUUGGUCCUUCAAUAGUCUCACUUGCGCAAGAGAUUGAAGAAUGGAUGACAGUAUAUGAUCGUGAUAAGAGUGAACGGGCUGGUAAGAUCCUCGCUAUUGUGAAAGAAUGGGAGAAUGAUAUCACCAAUAGUAUACUUUCUUUGCAUUCACCUAUUGCUGAUGUGGCGUUACCGUUACCACGUGCCUUUGCUGCUGGAAUGAUUCAAAUUCGUGCAACCUCAAGCAAUGUUAGUGCUUUACGACGACUUCAACGACAACGACAGAGUCGGGUCUUUUCGCCAAGCAUGCUAGGCCGUUCAAAGUUGGCACCAAUUAAGAAAGUUGACACUAAGAAAAGCAGUUUUAUGAGUAUUCAUAUACGCCUAACUGGAUUUCGUCUUGUGUUGACAACAGAACCUGUCUCAACAGUUGGCCUCUCACUGUUUUUAGAGGAACGUGGUGGAAGUCUUGAUUUCUUUGUGAAACGGGUAUUAGGAAAACACUCAUUAUGGUUUGGCGACGUACCAGCAGCUACUCCUCCAGUGGUGUCAUUCUUUCUCUGCGUACGUCGUUUGCGGGUGGAGUGUCAGGCGAAGUUAGAGGUGAAAUCAUUUGAAAUGGAUCUCCCGGAAUUGGAGAUGUGCGCUGCACUUCGUCGUCGUAGUCGCCAUCGCAAAACAUGGUCGUUGAUGAAUUUAUCUAUAUACAUUCCGCCGGGUGGUUCAGGUGGUACGGAGUUGAGUAUUACACUGCGCGCAACACACUUGUCACAACUCUUUAUUGUUCAGGAACUUUGGCACAGAACCUUGUACGCGUCGCUUCACAGCAUUCGUCAAAUGUUCGCCCGCGGAGCUCAUAUAAUUAAAGAAAAUGUGAGUAAAAACCCUGUUAUACAGCGACGUAUGGCUUCAUUACAGAAGAUUAUUGUAGAGGAGACGCUUAUGGUUGUACUUACAGCUUCGCACAGCAAGGUACGUAUUGAUCUUGGUUCGGGCAACGCUCAGCAAGCAUCACUUGGUGGUAUUAACUUUGCGUUACAGUCCACAAAAACCGCUAAUCACGCUUGCCGCAAGGUAUGUUUUGACUUGGCUGUGAGAUCCUUCAUGUUACGCUCCGAAGGUGUUCUUUCUGGCGCAGCAAGCCUUGAAAAUGGCUUUCUAAAAGGAUUUUUAAUAGAAAAUGCGGAUGGUGUGAAAGUGUUAACGCGCUCACCUGGAGGACGAACAUUCCGUCAGGCAAUGUGUACACAAAAAUUGCAUAUAAUGUUUAAGGAGAGGCAGCUCAAGGAUGUGUUUGAGUGUCAUGUUGGGGAGUUCUCUGGAAAUGCUAUGGAUGGUGUUGGAGAGGAGGACAGUGCCACAGUCCAUGCAGAAAUGUUUCUAAGAAGAGGUAAUGUAUUGAUAACUCCAAGCACCGUCCCGGCAUUUCUCAGCACCAUUAGGAUUUUUAGCGAGAUUGUCGCAGCCCAACAGAAGGUGACAGCGGAAAAACUUAUUGAUAGUGGUGUACAGGGAAUAAAAACUUCGUUAACAGAGAAGAUGAAAGACGUUGUUCGCGGUGUUGAGUGGGUUCUGGAUCACCGCAAUUCCACUGGAGUGGACAAGAGUGCAAAUCUUCUCUCAGACUCUCCUGAAACUGCUGGUGCUGCUAAUGCUUUGAGUGAUGGCGACAGGAAAGCUAAUGUGAGUACUGUAUCCAAAGAAAUUGAUAACAGCAAGAGCAAUAUGUGUAUUCUUUUUAUGGGGAAUCCCCUUACACGCAUUCCAUGUGGUCAAAUCGAAAUAAAAGUUGAACAGACGACUUUAUUGUUGGGAAAUGCCCCAAAAGGUAUGAAUACCUUAAGUAGUCUCGUAGCAAGUUUUCCCCGGGCAACACUUUCCUUUGCGGAGUGUCCAAGUGAAGGUAGAAGUGUGAUAAAAAAGAUGCUAGUACUUGAUGCGGAAAAUGUAGAGCUUUUCCGACCUGGUUCCGUUAAGGUACUUAUUCUAGGUUUCCGCGGGCCCAAUAAGUUUGAAUUUUACUCUAGACAAAAGAUAGGAGAAAGUGAGGUGGGGUUUGUGCUGAGUUUGGAUCAGGCACACCCUUGGACUGGGAACCCACGUUUCCAAGAUUUUCAAGAAAUGAUUCAGCUCGCCCGCUCCUUUACUGCAAAAAGUAAUGCCGAGGUUUUUCAACAUUUUGGUGAAGUUGAUCAUUUAUGGCCUAAUGAAAGAGAAAAAGUCGCUACUGCUGAUGAUAAUGAAAGUAAAACAGUCAAGCAAGAUGUCGAGACAAAACCCGUAGAUGAGAGACGCCUAAAAGCAUUAAAAAACGUAAAAUUUUCACCUCAUUUACGUUUUGGGGGUGACGUUGCAGUUAAUAUCGAUGUCAUUCUUAAUUGGCUUGGUAUAUCAGAGAAAAUGUUGCCGUAUAUUAUUCAUGUGAAACUGUGCGAUAAAAUGGAAGCCCUUUUGAACCACCUUUAUGAAAAAGAAGUAACGAAUAUGUAA